Messenger RNA from Moneuplotes crassus, 311 nucleotides. The record is from the annotation of a GenBank genome assembly. NCBI's taxonomy places the organism in Eukaryota, Ciliophora, Spirotrichea, Euplotida, Euplotidae.
UAUUUUAUACAAAAAUGUCUGAAGUGGAACAAAAGAUUAGUGAAAUCUCCUCAACUGUGGACCAGCUCAACGGUCUCCUAAAAGGUAAGCCAAUUCGUAAUACCCCUAUAGACUGCAAUAAGUACGAAAUCGCUAAGGAUAUUAAUAUCCCAGUUGAAAAAGAAGAGAAAUCUGAAAAUGUGGAUACAGAAGAACUCCAAGCUCUUUUACAGAAGAAGGAUUACAGAAUCAAGAUGCUCCUUAGAACAAUUUCUGAACUAGAGGCUAAGCUCAAGAGCAAGGAAUAAACCUCGAUAGGAUCAAUGAAAUGU